This is a messenger RNA of Marasmius oreades (fairy-ring Marasmius), 2836 nucleotides long. RefSeq lists its product as uncharacterized. Gene Ontology annotation, cellular component: nuclear cap binding complex; nucleus. NCBI's taxonomy places the organism in Eukaryota, Fungi, Basidiomycota, Agaricomycetes, Agaricales, Marasmiaceae. Gene Ontology annotation, biological process: mRNA export from nucleus; nuclear-transcribed mRNA catabolic process, nonsense-mediated decay. The transcript has 13 exons. The record is from RefSeq and is a predicted model, not a curated record. Gene Ontology annotation, molecular function: RNA cap binding; mRNA binding. Bases 70 to 2709 code for a protein of 879 amino acids.
GAAUUAUUCUACUGUAUUCAAACCUUGAACUUCAAGCGACGAAGUCGCGUUGUCUCUAUCUCGCACACUAUGAGUUACGACAGGCCGAAUCGUGGAGGAUACCGACGAAGAUAUAGAGAUGACUAUGACGACCAACGGCGAGAACCUAUUGAAACGCCUCAAGACAAACUAAAAAGUGCAAUCAUCAAGCUUGGAGAAGUAGACCCAAUACAAGAAAUCUCGCGUGUCCAAGCCCACAUUCGCACAUUACCACCGGUCAUCUCGAACCUGUCCGAAGCCUUUCAUUUGAGUGUGACAGAACAGCCGUUCAAAAUACCGUAUUAUGCUGCUUUGUUACGUCUUCUGCACGACAACCCGGCGGAUGAGGGAAUGGAAGACGGUGUUUCUCUGGGGAAGCAGAUAUUAGAUGAGUUUUGGAAGGGAUUCCAGGCGUAUGUGGAUAAGCUGGCUUGGAGAGAGACCCGGUUCUGCGUUCAUUUCUUUGCCCACCUUACGUCUGCAGGCCUCAUAUCGGCAGAAUCAUUUGCUGCUUUGCUACAAUCUUUUACGGCAGUCCUGGAUGAAUUCGGUGUCUCCCAUGGUCGUGCCAAGCGCGCUGCUCUUUGCGCUGCUGAGGGACUCAUGAUCGCUGGAGCAAUAAUAAGUGCACAGAGCCCGACCAGCAUUUCUGACAUAAUAUCAGCUAUCCAGACUUACAUUGACACAACUUCCAACGCAAAAUGGUUAGUUCAGCCAACAUUGAAACUGCACACUACCACUAUUGAUGCAGAUUCAGCAGACGAAGUACUCGAUUCUGCUCUGGCAGCUCUCAAGGCUCUGGAAGCCAUUGAAUUCGAUGGUCCAUACCCACGACCUUAUGCUGACUAUCCUGAACUCGACCCCUCAACCUUCACACCGUUCGACCUUCCAUCAGUAUUAGUGACACCGGAGGUUAUUGAACUUGACGGAGCGACUGAAACGGAGGAAUCUACAGUUCAAGUAAGAAAAGAGGAGUGGCCGGAGUACUACAUACGACUUUUCCCCGAUGACGUCACUCCAGAUCCCAAUACCCCAGCCGGAUAUGCAGUGCGGACCGAUUUGUGCGCUAUUGUCGAUAUAUUUGAGGUGAACCGUAAAGAAUGUGCACGGCUCCUCCUCGAAUAUCCCAAGUGGACCCUACCGGGCACUUUCAAGCCACGCCCAGGCGCACCACUUCCGGAAAGCGAACCAGUCGUUACGAACGAAUGGCAGCUCGAAAGCACGGUUCUAGAGAUCAUUCUUGGGUCAUCUUUCAUCUUGCCAGAUUCGACUCACAAACACGUCUACUACAUCGGUCUGAUCACGGAGGUGUGUAAGCUCGCUCCUACCACAGGUGGACCUGCCGUUGGAAAGUCGAUAAGGCGAUUGUUCAAUACUCUCGCCGACGGCUUGGAUGUCGAAAUUGCUAGACGGUUCUCCGAAUGGUUUGCAACCCAUAUGAGUAACUUUAAUUUUAUCUGGGUGUGGAGAGAAUGGAUUCCGGAUCUGGAUCUAUCAAUUCAACACCCCAAACGGAACUUCAUCAGACGCGCCUUGGAACUCGAGAUUCGGUUGUCUUAUUAUGAUCGUAUAGUGAAAACCAUACCGGAGGAAAUGUGCGCUGAAAGUGCGUAUUGUCUCCCUAGUGAGGCGCCUGCCCCCAACUUUGAAUUUGAUGACCCUGCAAGUCCCCAUCAUGACGCAGCACAAUCAAUUCUCAAUCUUUUCCGAGGUAGAGCCAAGGCGGAAGAUGUUAUUGCUCAACUCGACUCCCUCAAGAAUACGUUGGAGUCUGAGAGUUCCGAAAACGGACAUGUCAUCAAUGUCGACUCCGUCAUGCGCUCCAUCGCUAUCCAAUCUCUCCUCCACGUCGGUUCUCGCUCUUUUUCGCACCUCCUGAAUGCGAUUGAACGCUACCUCUCCUUAAUCCGUUUCGUCGCCAGUGGAGGUGUAUCGCAAUCAGCCGGUAGUGGUAUCCCUGAAGCUAAGACCGACAUCCUCAACGCAAUUGCAGUCUUCUGGAAAGACAAUUCUCUAAUGGUGAAUGUUGUCUUCGACAAACUGAUGCAGUAUCAGAUUGUCGAUCCUGUGGAUGUGGUUGCGUGGGCGUUUGCGUACGCCGCAGGAUUUCAAAGCGACUUGCGGACACCAUUAACCGUGACGACAUUCGAAUGGAGCGUAAUAAAAGGUGCCAUGGAUAAAGCCAAUGGUCGAGUUAUGACUGCUAUGAGAAGAUUGGCCGCGUUGAGAAAGGAGGACGAUGAGACGAGAGCGAGGGCGAAAGCGGGAGAUAUGGAUGUUGAUGGGGAUCUGAAGCCAGAAAAUGAAACGACCACGAUUGAGAAUCCUGCGCUGGCAUCGGCGUUCAAAGCUUUUUCAAGUCUUACAAAAGAACAAAAGAGCACGUUAUCGCAGGCUUUGGAAGGUUUUGUAGCCUGUCUUGCUCCAUCACCCAGUUCCACCGUCGGUCCGGAGGCGCAGGCAGUUUUUACUGAGAAAUCAUGGCACAAUCGUACCAACUGGGGGCGUGAAGAGUGGUGUAUCUGGGAAACUUGGGGGUGGUACAGACAUUUCUGUCGAGCGUAUUCGCCAUAUCUUCGCAAUUAUUCCACAACUCUGUCAACGGUGGCGUUUGCGCGACUUGAGGGCUCUACGGACCCCGCAGCUGAACUCUUACAAAAGAUUUGGAACGUCGCCAUUGGGCAGGAGUGAUUAUCCUCAUUGACCCGCUCAUUUGCAUUUCUCCUAGAUUACUUAUCUUUGUAUUAGUCCGUCGCUUUACUCCAACUGCGGCUCGCUAGCGAUGCCUUUGUAUGAAAUUUAAAGAAAAUUGUGGGAG